AUGAUGGGGCCAGAAUUGUGGUUCAAGUUGGAAUGGCAUUCAUCACACUCAGCAGAAGGUUUACAGGCCGGUCUUGCUCUCGUAUUCCUAAUAGGUGUAUUGAGUUUGAUAUCGAUGUAUAAGCUUAUCCUCUGCUCGCAACAUCUUGGCAAACUAUGGGUUGUUGAUGCUUGCCUCAUAGCAUUUCAACUCGGAGUGCUGAGUGUUAGCUUCGUUUUCGCGGCAGAUCACAUACUGGAGGUGGUCGAAUUCUUCAUUGGUAAAGGUCAUGGUUUCUCGAACACAACGAUUAUGCUGCUCUUUUUCGUGCCACAAUUGUGCGUUAACUUGGUCCAAAAUAUUCGCGUGAUUACUUACCUAUCAGCCUGUGGUAAUGUCAUUAUAUUCCUAGCGAUACUGCUGGUUACAAAGGAGCUCAUACUUCACGAGAAGUACUCACCUUCUUCUUUACCGUCGGUGACGAAUUUCAGUGGGCUUACGAUAGCUGCAGGUGGUCUGAUGUACGCUUUUGAAGGGCAAGCUAUGGUACUCGCAAUGGAAAACCGACUUAAAAACGGCGCAGAUAUGAUAGGAUUUACAGGUGUACUUAGUACAUCUAUGAACGUUGUAAUGUUGAUAUACGCUUUUCUUGGGUUCUUCGGCUACUUGACCUUGAUGAUAGCGGUGAAGCUCUUGCUGGUGGUCAAGAUCUUCCUAGGCUCCGCUCUUCAGCUCUACGUUAUCAUAUCAAUUCUAUCAGCCCCAAUUGCGGCACGAUUCUGCAGAGGCUCUCCUCGACGCUCCGCUGCCAGUGAAUACCUUCUGCGGAUUUUUCUGACAACGUUCUCACUGGUUGUUGCUCUCUGUGUCCCAAAUCUUUACGACAUCAUUCCACUGGUAGGCAUCACUGCAGGGAUGCUGCUUUCGCUUAUACUGCCUGCCAUUCUUCAUACUCUUAUGUUUUUACCCAUUCUUCUUUCAAGAGAAAACAAUUUGCUACGAACAGUGUGCUUGUUUAUCGAAAAUAGUGUAUUGUUUACAUUAGGCUGGACGUUUCUUGUAACUGGCCUUUACUCGAAUAUCAGUUCUAUUGUUUCAAAAUACAAAUAA
Haemonchus placei is the source of this 1089-nucleotide messenger RNA. The record is from the annotation of a GenBank genome assembly. Lineage: Eukaryota; Metazoa; Nematoda; Chromadorea; Rhabditida; Trichostrongylidae.